UCUGGAGCCAAAACCCAUUCUUGCUUUGCAGGAGACAGAGAAGAGGAAAAGUCUUACCCAGCCUUCAGCACCCCUCUACCCUGUCCUACAGGGGAGUACUGAAGAAGAAUUAAUUUUUCCUCCCCCGUAUAACCCCUCUAGGAUGCCGGAAGAACACCAUCCUCCCCCUCCGGGGGAGGCAGACGCUGUUCCGAGAGUGGGAGGUGGAAACGCUCCAGUGGGAAGCCUGCCCUUUACCAGACAAAGGGCUCAGAGGGAGCAAUCCACCUCCGCCGCCAGCUCCACUAUUCUGCCCCUGCGAGCCACCGGACCCCCAGACGCGGAGGGGAAUCAGCCCCAUCACUAUUGGCCUUUCGCCACUAGUGACCUCUACAAUUGGAAAGCUCAGAAUCCUAAGUUUUCCAAGAAACUGGCAGGGCUUAUUGAUUUAUUAGACUCUGUUCUUUUUACCCAUCAGCCCAUGUGGGAUGAUUGCCAGCAGCUUUUGCAGGUCCUAUUCACGACUGAAGAAAGAGAAAGAAUCCUCAAUGGGGCCCAAAAACUAGUUCCGGGCACAGACGGGAAUCCCACCACCAACCAGGCUCAGAUAGAUGCCUCCUUCCCCUUAACUCAGCCUCAGUGGGAUUUCAACACAGCAGAAGGUAAGGAGAGGCUCCAGGUCUACCGCCAGACUCUAAUGGGGGGGGGGGGGGGUCUCCGAAUGGCUGCUAGAAAGCCAACCAGUUUGGCCAAGGUAGGAAAUGUACAACAGGGAAAAGAUGAAUCUAUGGCUGCCUUUUUAGAACAGAUCAUGGAGGCAUUCUGUACCUAUACCCCCAUGGAUCCAGAGGCUCCAGAAAGCAAGGCAGCUGUUAUCAUGGCCUUUGUAAACCAAUCGGCCAUAGACAUUAGGAGAAAAUUACAGAAAAUAGAUAGACUAGGAGAAAAAAGUCUGCAGGACUUACUGGUGGUAGCCGAAAAGAUAUAUAAUAACCGGGAGCCUCCUGAGGACAAGCAGUCUCACGCUACGGCGGCUGCCAGCAGUAAGCAGACUCGAGACCUGGCCAGAAUACUACUAGCUACCACUGCUGACUUCCCCGAGGAACGAGACCGCCGUCUCCGGCAGCUGGCAGACGACGCAAGAAAAGGUAAAAGAACCACCAAGGUGGGGAAGCAGAGGCUGCAGAGGGAUCAGUGCGCAUACUGCAAGGCGAUAGGGCACUGGGCCCGAGAUUGUCCAAAAAGGGCCGGCGGAAAGGGAAGCAAGACUGAUCGAGUAAAAGUCCUAGAGCUAGAUGAACUAAGUGAUUAGAGGAGUCGGGGUUCGGACCCUCUCCCCGAACCCAGGGUACCUCUCAAAGUGGAGGGGACCCCUGUUGACUUCCUUGUCGACACCAGAGCACAACAUUCGGUCCUCCGCACCCCACAAGGAAAACUAGCCAGCAAGAAGUCCUGGGUACAAGGGGCAACUGGUAUGAGCCAGUAUUCAUGGACUACCCGAAGAACAGUAGAUUUGGGAAUGGGCCGGGUAUCCCACUCCUUUAUGGUAAUACCAGAAUGCCCCUACCCGCUGUUAGGACGGGACUUACUGACCAAGAUUGGAGCUCAGAUAACUUUCAGACAAGGGGGGCCUCAGGUCACCGAUGGCAAGGGCCACCCCAUCCAGGUCCUGACCAUGAAACUGGAGGAUGAAUACCUCCUCCACCAGGAGGCGCUCCCGAGAGAGAAUAAUAUAGACAGAUGGCUACAAGAAUUCCCCUCGGUUUGGGCAGAGACGGGGGGGAUGGGACUAGCCGCUCACAGGACCCCAGUCCUGGUAGAGCUCAAGCCAGGAGAGAGUCCGGUAAGGAUCAAACAAUACCCCAUGUCUCAGGAGGCCCGGAAGGGGAUCCAGCCACACAUCCGGAGACUACGAAGCCUAGGGGUACUAGUUCCUUGCCAGUCUGCCUGGAACACCCCAUUACUGCCGGUCAGAAAGCCUCACACAAAUGACUACUGACCGGUACAAGACCUCCGGGAAGUAAAUAAGAGGGUCGCGGACAUACACCCAACUGUUCCCAACCCAUAUACUCUCUUGAGCUCCUUGGCGCCCUCCAGGGUCUGGUGUACUGUACUAGAUUUAAAGGACGCCUUCUUCAGUCUGCCGCUGGCACCCCAGAGCCAACCCUUGUUCGCCUUUGAGUGGCAUGAUCCGGAGGAGGGCUAUAGUGGGCAACUCACCUAGACACAGCUACCUCAGGGAUUCAAAAAUUCACCCACCAUCUUCAACGAGGCACUACACAAGGACCUGGGUGAGUACAGAAGGGAGCACCCUGGCCUCACCCUCCUACAGUAUGUAGAUGACAUCCUGAUUGCUGCCGACACAGCCAAAGACUGUGAGCGAGGGACCCAGGACCUGCUGGCUACCCUGGGGGCCUUAGGGUAUCAGGCAUCCGCGAAGAAGGCUCAGAUAUGCAGGGAGAGGAUUCACCAACAGGACACCAAAAUAGAGCAAGUUGUAUCUGCCUGCAAGACCUGCCAACUCACCAACGCGAGAGCCACAUCAAAUAAAAAAGGAACCAGGCUCAGAGGCACCAGACGGGGAGCCCAAUGGGAAGUCGACUUCACUGAAGUCAAACCAGGAAAGUAUUUACAGACACCUUCUCUGGCUGGGUGGAGGCAUACCCAACUAAGCAUGAAACAGCUCAGACGGUGGCUAAGAAGCUACUAGAAGACAUCUUACCCAGGUAUGGUUUUCCUGCCAUGGUAGGAUCAGACAAUGGACCACCUUUUAUCUCGCAGGUAACACAGGCAGUAGCCAAGGCAGUGGGGGCAAACUGGAAAUUACAUUGUGCUUAUAGGCCCCAGAGCUCAGGACAGGUAGAAAGAAUGAAUAGAACCCUAAAAGAGAUCCUUACCAAAUUAACCAUGGAGACUGGCGGGGACUGGGUGACUCUCCUACCAUACGCCCUUUACCGGGUUAGAAACACUCCUUACACUCUGGGUUUUACUCCCUACGAGAUCAUGUUUGGCAGGCCACUCCCUGUUAUUCCCAGCCUUCGAGCUGAACUUAUUGCUGAGUUUAAAGAUCAAGAACUUUUUCUUUCCUUGAGCAGGCUCCAGAGGGCACACGAGGACAUUUGGCCACGCCUCCGUGCCAUCUACGAGGCUGGCCCGAUCCCAACACCUCAUCAGUACAGGCCGGGAGACUGGGUCUACGUCAAGAGGCACCACCGAGAGACUCUCGAGCCGUGCUGGAAGGGACCCUACAUUGUGGUGUUGACAACCCCCACCGCUCUCAAGGUAGACGGCAUCGCGACCUGGGUCCAUCACACCCACGCUCAGCCAGCAGACCCCUCCUCGAUCCGGAAGGACGUCAUCACGCGAUGGGCCAUCAGUCGGGACCAACACAACCCACUCAAGCUCAAGCUACAGCGCAUUCAACCCACCUAAUAUUGGUAACUCUGUUAACUCUGCUUGUCAUUGCUCAUGCUGCCAGGAGUCCCCACACCCCCCAAAACAUCACCUGGCAGAUCAUAGACACAAGCUCGGGACAAUACUUAAUCAGACGUCCCAGAGCCACCCCAGGGACACUUGGUUCCCAGAACUUUGCAUAAACCUCCAAACUCUGUUCCCCUUGUCACCAUAAAUGCAGCCGGUCCCAUGAUUGGGUCCCUAAGCUACAUGACAAGGGGGGAAUGAAAGGGCGGGCCUAUGCCGGCUGACUCCAUCUUGUUCUGUGUCCUUCACCUUGACCACACCUCCUCCCCUUGAGUAACCCCCCCCUCACCUGCCUAAUAGGACUCAGCCCCUUCCCCAGCCAAUCGGCUGAGGCCAUAGCCAUUACCUCACCAACUGCCCCUAGGCCCCAAUAAAACCUUUGUCCUUUUGAAACUCGCUCUCUCUCCCUGGUAUCUCACCACUGCAUUGGUGCAGGUAGGGGAUUGAGCUCGAGCUAGCUCGAAUAAAGGCUCUUUGCUUUUGCAUCGGA
Messenger RNA from Neofelis nebulosa (Clouded leopard), 3949 nucleotides. RefSeq lists its product as uncharacterized. Gene Ontology annotation, molecular function: zinc ion binding; aspartic-type endopeptidase activity; nucleic acid binding. The record is from RefSeq and is a predicted model, not a curated record. Gene Ontology annotation, biological process: virion assembly; proteolysis. NCBI's taxonomy places the organism in Eukaryota, Metazoa, Chordata, Mammalia, Carnivora, Felidae. The transcript has 2 exons.